Messenger RNA from Musa acuminata subsp. malaccensis (wild Malaysian banana), 1139 nucleotides. RefSeq names its product probable ribosome-binding factor A, chloroplastic. The record is from RefSeq and is a predicted model, not a curated record. Lineage: Eukaryota; Viridiplantae; Streptophyta; Magnoliopsida; Zingiberales; Musaceae. Gene Ontology annotation, biological process: ribosome biogenesis; rRNA processing. Gene Ontology annotation, molecular function: ribosomal small subunit binding.
GUGAUUUCUUUUUCCGCUCCCAUCAUAUCUCGGUCAUUCAACAAGCACGGCAAUCCCCAACCAUGUCAUUGAGUCGGUCGCCCCCGUCUCCUCUGACUCUCGCCGCCCCUUUCGCGACCACCGCGGGAGGGAAUGGCGGCCGCCACCAGCUCCUCCUACCGCACCGGAGCUGGACGAACCCUAAUCUCGCGGCGUCAACAAGAGUGGGAGGAGGUGCGUCGGUUCGGUGCAUGGCGAACCAGCGGCGGGUGAAGAUGGUGGCGAAGCAGAUCCAAAGGGAGCUGUCCGAUAUGUUGCUCACUGACAAGGUCCUCCAGUACGCCGUCCUGCCUGAGGCAUCCCUGGGCGCCGAUCGCUACCUCUCCUCCCUCACCACCAUUAGCGGCGUUGAGGUCUCCGGCGACCUCCAGGUUGUUAAGGUAUAUGUGUCGGUCUUUGGUGAUGAACGAGGAAGAGAGGUUGCUAUUGCUGGACUCAAGUCGAAAGCCAAGUAUGUGCGUAGUGAACUGGGGAGACGUAUGAAGUUGCGCCUGACUCCCGAAAUACGUUUUAUCGAGGAUGAGUCCCUAGAAAGAGGAAGCAGGGUGUUGGCAAUAUUGGAUAGGUUAAAAGAAGAGAAGAAGAGUUCAAAAGGUAAUGAUGUUAAACAGCUUGAACCCCUGAAUUCAUCUGAAGAAGAUGGAGAUGGGGAUAUGGAUGAUGAAGAUGAAGGCAUCAUUUACAUUAAGUAAGGCUGCCAUCUGUACAGAAGGAACUGUUGGAGCUAUAGUUCCAAAAUGACAUGGGUAUGCCAAUCAAAUUGUGGCAAGAAAAAGAGGCCAUGCAUUGGACUAGCAAUUUGCCUUUGUGAAGCUAACCUCAACCUUGUCCUUGAAACAGUUAUUUUCCCUGGAUAAAGCCUGCUUUUUUAAAAUAUUUAUCAAAUAUAAUUAACUGUUUCCACCAAAAAAACCAUUUGGCAAGCCACCUUUGCAGUCUGAUGCUUGUCACAUGGAAGUGAAGAGUAAAGGCAGAUUACAGCAAGUUGUUAAGUUGAUGACUAAUGCCAUGUAUGGAUCAUUAGUAAAUUUCUGAAACUUCUGAAUAGUAAAUUUUGUAGCUAUGUUGUAAAAAAUGGUACAAAGCAAAUAUAGCUUUUA